Messenger RNA from Paramecium tetraurelia, 537 nucleotides. RefSeq lists its product as uncharacterized. Lineage: Eukaryota; Ciliophora; Oligohymenophorea; Peniculida; Parameciidae. The record is from RefSeq and is a predicted model, not a curated record. The transcript has a single exon.
AUGAAUAUAUCUAUUAAGUAAAUAGAGGACGACUUAAACGGUAAUGACACAUCUCCCUCAAGACAAUAUGAUUCUUUUAAAUUGAUAAAUAAUCUUUCAAUAAAAACAAAAGAUUCUGUGGAAUAAAAGUUUAAGUUAAUAAAAAGGAGACAAAAUCAUCAUAAAUCAGAGAUACACCGUCCUACUAAGAAUACUUAGGACAAUAAAACACAUGAAACUGAAUAAAGAGGUGGCACCUGCGAAAAAUUAUUAAGUGAGCUCUAAAUCGAUACUUAGAUUAGACAAUAAAUAAAGAAAAAUAUCAAGGUAUCUGAAUAAUGUGUAAGUAAAAACAAUGUUCUAGAAUCGAACUCAUCUUCUUACAGUUCAAAAAUAGGGUCAAAAUAAAAUUGUGUUAAAGGAAUUUUGAAAAAGUAAACUUUGGAGUCGUCAUUUUCAGAUAACAAUUCUAGAAGUAGCAGUGUUGCAAGUGGAAAAAGCGUAAAAUUUAAUUUGGUCUAAGCAAAUGUUCGGAUGGCCUUAAAUUAAUGGAAAUGA